Messenger RNA from Mesoplodon densirostris (Blainville's beaked whale), 1017 nucleotides. RefSeq names its product keratin, type I cuticular Ha8-like. Gene Ontology annotation, molecular function: structural molecule activity. The record is from RefSeq and is a predicted model, not a curated record. Lineage: Eukaryota; Metazoa; Chordata; Mammalia; Artiodactyla; Ziphiidae.
AUCCGAGUGGGGACAACCCCUCUGGGCUGACCCAGCCUCUGAAUGCACAGCUGCAAUGCCGCCUGCCCCUUGCUGGGGACCUGCCACAUUCCUGGCAACAUCGGAAUCUGCAGGACCUAUGGCGAAGGCUCCCUUAACAGCCAUGAGAAGGAGACCAUGCAGUUCCCGAGUGACCGGCUGGCCAGCUACCUGGAGAAGGUGCGCCACCUGGAGCGGGACAACAUGGAGCUGGAGACCCAGACCCAAGAGUCGAGCAAAUGCCAUGAGGCCACCGUGUGUCUGGACUAUCAGAGCCACUUCUGCACUAUUGAGGAGCUGCAGCAGAAAAUCCUGUGCAUCAAAUCUGAGAACAACAAGCUGGUCGUGCAAAUAGACGAUGCCAAGUUGACUGCUGAUGACUUCAGGACUAAGGCAGCAUUGACCACGGUCCAUCCUGGCUCUGGAAGCUGCUAUGCUGAUGCAGGCAGCACCUCAUCCUCAGAGGAGGGCAGGGAAAUCGCUGGAGGGGAUGGGAAGUGGGAGGAAGUCCACGCUCUGAAGUGUCAGCUGGGGGACCAGCUCCGGACGGAGCUGGAUGUGGUGCCUGCUGUGGACCUGGGCCGGGUGCUGGAGGAGGUGCGGUGCCAGUACGAGGCCCUGGAGGUAGAGCUGCAGGCUCAGCUCAUGCUGAACUCGCUGUGUGAAUCCGGGGCCCGCUUUGGCACUGAGCUGGUCCAGAUGCAGUGCCUCAUCAGCAACGUGGAGGCUCAGCUGUCAGAGAUCCGGGCUGACCUGGAGCGGCAGAGCCAGGAGUACCAGAUGCUACUGGACGUCAAGGCCUGGCUGGAGGGUGAGAUCGCCACAUGUCGGAACCUUCUGGAGAUUGAGGACUGUAAGCUCCCCUGCAACAUGUGCGCGACCCUAGGCUCCAGCACCUGUGCGGCCCCUGCAGCCUGCUCCACUGGCAAGUCCUUCGGGCAGCUGCCCAGCUUGGAACUUGCAGUCAAUAGCCACAUGAACCAGAAGUUCCAUAUUUAG